GGAUGGAAUCCAUUCGGUUUCAGACAUUCAAAUCGUCUACGUUAACCGCGAUUUUAUUGAAUAAAUUAUAGUUCUCCAGAGGGACUUGAAUUUCGUGGGUGGGACGAGUGGAGUCCAGCGGCGCUUUUGAUAAUCAAAAUUUCUCCAUUUCCAUCGACAUUGAUUUCCAUCGUCAUCGAUUCCCCAACUAAUAGAUAAUCCGCGGCACUCCCAACCUCCCACAACUCCGGAGAUAAAAAUCACCAGGGGAAAAAUAUUUCACUGGGACUAGUAGAAACCUCAUCCCCCGGUUACAAGAUGUCUGUGGAUUCAAGGUGGAUACCUUGUCGGCUGAAGAUCGAGCCAAGUGUCUGUACACCGGAGUACGACGGUAUAAUCCUUGUAUCGGGAACUUCACCAGGAGUCGAGGAGCCCGAACCCUUCAAGACUGUUCUGUACUGUGCAGCACAGAUCGACGAUGCCCUUCAGAACAUUGGCGCUGUUUUACCCAUCAAUCUACCAGCCAGACGUCUUAUCUACAGUCCAACUGGACCACUCAAUAUGGACUACCAUGAUGUCAGGAGUUUCUCCGAGGCUGCGAUUAGGGGGAUUCAGAGAGCACUAAAAGCUGGUGUGAGAUGUCCAAUGAUCGUUCUACUUCCCGACUUACGCUUCGAGAAUGUAGAGCUGGUCACCCUUCUUGGUGCUUUGGAGGGUCUCUACGUUCCGCUGGAGGUGAGGGAGAGCCAUCCUGGUAGAUGCUACAAAGCCCAUCAACUUGGAGUCUGGAGUACCAUCUGCAGCCAGAAGCUCCAAGCCAUCGUGAAACUAGCAUCGGCACUAGAGAGUGGCAGAUACGUCGCAAGGGAUAUCGGUGGUGCAGAUCCUGAGCGCAUGACACCAACGAGGGUGGAAGAGUACAUAGCCGAGUUGUUUCACGGCUCAAACAUAAGCGUACAAGUCAUCAGCGAUGAGGAUACACUUCUCCAGGAGUAUCCUCUCUUCGCAACGGUAAACCGCGCUGCCUCGGUUAUUCCACGCCACCGUGGUAGGAUAAUAUUUCUCACUUACGAGCCGCAGAAUCCAGCCUGUGUAUUAGAGACCCUUCUACUUGUGGGUAAGGGUGUUACGUAUGAUACUGGCGGUGCUGAUAUCAAGAUUGAGGGAGGUAUGAUUGGAAUGUCGAGGGACAAGUGCGGCGCUGCUGCAUGCACCGGUUUCAUGCAGGUGGUGAACCUCCUUCAGCCACCAACAGUCAAGGUUGUUGCGGCGUUGUGUGUCGUACGGAAUAGCGUUGGGGAGAACAGUUAUGUCGCUGAUGAGGUGAUAACUGGAAAAUCGGGUAGAAGAGUUCGAGUGGUGAACAGCGAUGCUGAGGGACGGAUGGCUAUGGCUGAUGCCCUCUUUCACAUCAAAGAGAUGGCCCUUUGCUCUGUUAAUCCUCAUAUAUUCACUGUUGCCACCUUAACUGGUCAUGCUAAACUUGCGGCGGGCACCGGAUACUCUAUUGUAAUGGACAAUGCGGUAGCGAGACAGUCGAGUAAUGCAGAGAAACUCCAGGCAUCCGGUGAGACGAUGGGCGAUCCAUUUGAAAUAUCGAGAAUACGUCGUGAGGAUUUUAGGUUUCACGAGGGUCGUGCUGAAGGCGACGACGUCAGACAAGCAGCAAAUGUACUCAGUACGAAACUUGAGCGGGGCCAUCAGGGUCCCGCUGCUUUUCUUAUCAUGGCUUCCGGCUUGGACAAGCACGGGUUAGGGGCUGACAGGCCUUUGAGAUACAGCCAUUUGGACAUCCAUGCGAGCGCACGUCGAUUACCUGAUCAGCCUAGUGCUACACCAGUCCUGGCACUUGCUAAACGUUUCCUAAUUGACGGAAAGGCCCUUUAAACACCUCAAUACCACAUCAGCUGAUUAUCAUCACUGUUUACAGUGGAAUUCCGUUAUAGUCGCAUCUCUCCUUAAUUUAUUUUUUCGCGGGUCUUUGGGUUACCUCUCUAUAUUACUACCGGGUUACACGAUCUAAACGAUCCACGUAUACUUGAAAGCUGCCAAGGAAAUAUUUCUUGAUAGUUAAUGAAUAAUACAGUUCAGGCGGGCGAGUCAAAUCAAAUAUAUUCGCCCUGGUUGACCACGAAUAAUAUUUAAUUAAGUAGAAAAAAUCGUAAACUGAAAAUACGGACUUCUGCGGAGUAAUUAAACCCUAUAAAAAU
This is a messenger RNA of Fopius arisanus, 2189 nucleotides long. It is a transcript of the gene Dip-B, whose product is annotated as Dipeptidase B. Lineage: Eukaryota; Metazoa; Arthropoda; Insecta; Hymenoptera; Braconidae. The record is from RefSeq and is a predicted model, not a curated record. Gene Ontology annotation, molecular function: metalloaminopeptidase activity; manganese ion binding. Gene Ontology annotation, biological process: proteolysis. Gene Ontology annotation, cellular component: cytoplasm. The transcript has 9 exons. Bases 298 to 1866 code for a protein of 522 amino acids.